Messenger RNA from Cotesia congregata, 2226 nucleotides. The record is from the annotation of a GenBank genome assembly. Lineage: Eukaryota; Metazoa; Arthropoda; Insecta; Hymenoptera; Braconidae.
AUGCUCAAGUGUAGUUUACAAGAAUUUGUUAAUAGUGUGCACGACAAAGACCAAGAUAAUGAUCAACAGCAAGACCAAGACGGAGAUCACCGAAGACGUUCAAGUUUUUACUGUAAAAAUAGAACACGCUUUGAUUAUUUUAAAAGCCAACCUAAUCAAAGAAUGUCAAUGCAAUCAUCAAUCCUGCCAAGCAAACCCGAAAUCCGUGAGCUCGCUAAAAUCCUCCGUAAAAAUGGCGACCAAGUACUCAGUGGUUCCAGCAAAUUAUCACUUUCCACAAAACUUCUCCACGAUCUGAACGACGCGUUUUCUCUGAUCGUCGACGACACCAAAGAACUCGAGAGUUCGUUCCAAGUUUGCAACAACUCCGAAAUUGAGAUAUUCCGAGACCUGAAAUUCCUCCACGACUUUGUCCAGAAGACAAUAUGGCUGAAAAUCGUGAACAUAAACGACCCAGUGACUGUAGACAUAACAAAAUUCCGUCACUUGCGCUACCUUGAGUUGCAAAAAGUUUUCAUAGAUAGCGUAAGAGGUAUCCAGGGAAUCAGGGGCCAAUUGGAGAGCAUCUGCUGUACCGGUAACGGCGGGGUCGGUACAGUAGGUCGUCUUCUGAGCUCCUGUGGUGGUGACGCUGGCGUCGGGUUUGUCUGGGCUUCUCUUAACCGUCUUUCACUGCCGUACAAUAACCUCGGUCGCCUUGACAAAUCUUUAGAAUUAGCACCGUGGCUUUCGACAAUCGACUUGUCUCAUAAUUUUAUCAGCGCUGCUAAUGAAUUAGACUGUCUCCCAAACCUUAAAUACGUAAACUUAAGCUACAAUAAACUAGAAUCGAUUCCUUCUUUCAAUCGAUCUUCGUAUCGGUCGAUAACGAUAAUAAUUCUGAAGAAUAAUUAUAUCGAUGACUUAACCGGGUUAGAAAAUUUGGAUUGUCUUUCAGAACUGGACAUUUCUUAUAAUUGUCUGCUAAAUCACUCAGUUUUAUGGCCACUGUCUUCAAUCACGACCCUGCUGUGGCUUAACUUGGUCGGUAACCCUCUGUUCUACCAUGAUAAGCAUCGUUGUUGCACCCUCCGGUACUUGCACGCAGCUCUCGCAGAAAAUAAGUUCACACUGGACCUUGUUCCGCUCAGCAAGUCUGAAAAAAACCAAGUAAGCGACAACAGAGCUUAUACAAUUCGAGGGGAAGUUAAAUUAAGCGAACGAGUUUGUUCGCCCGCGGAAAUUGACUGUGUCGCGGAGAUAGUCUGUGUGCCGGAAAACGACAAGAGAAGAAAGACUGUCGUUAAAGAAGUUGACAUUGAUGAUCUUAGCGAUGAGUUUGAGGUUCUUGGAACCGAUGGAACCGAACAAACUCCUGGGAAAGGAAAAGGGAGAAAAGAUGACCGGGAAAGUGUCUUGGAAACUUCGAUGGAACAUUUAGAGACUAAGAAAAAGAUUUUGGAAUUGAGGGAAAAGUUUGGCGGCGAUUGGUUGAGAAGUCACGCAGGUUCCGUUGUUCAGGAUAUCAUGGGGCUUGAUAAACAUCCUGUUGCUUCGGUUCCGAGGAACCUUGAUGAUCUGGAAGGCCUAGGUGGGUUGGAAAACGGAAAAGUUGUUGAAGAGCUGAGCUCUCAACAGAAUGAGCACCAAAAUAGCGGCCAGGUUGAAGAAGAACAGAAGGAACUGGAGAUCGAGUUCGAGGAACCGAGUAAUAAUAUUGUGGAACUUAGGGAAGAAAUUUAUGAUCCUGAAGAGGAAACUGGUGAUUUGUUUCUGGUGAGUCAGAAAAAUCCUGAUGAAGAUAUAUUUUUGGUUAUUACUGAUGAAUAUGUUAUUGAACGAGAUUCCAUUACGGGGAAGAUUAAGUAUCGGUGGUCUAUGGACACUGUUCUGUCGUGUAUAAUGGGCCGCGGUGAAACGACGAGCGUUGAUUUUAUCUUUGACACUACGAGGCGCGAUCGUCAGUCAAGAAUGUAUUACGUUGAUGGAGAAGAUGCUCUUAAAAUAGUGAGACUGAUGGCAGGGAGAAUUAAAAAGCGAGCUAUUGUGUUGAAAGUAUUUAAGUGUAUGAAGUGCUCGACGCAUUUUUCUCAAGACCCAGACUACAUUGUCGGGGUCGGGAUGAUAGACAUGAAGCCUUGUUGUCCGGCUUGCAAAAGCUCAUUGGUAAUCCAGACUGAUGAAUUGAUUACUCCUGAUGAUAAACCCGAUGAAAAUGGUAAUGGUACUGAAGACGGUGAUAAUUAA